This is a messenger RNA of Schistocerca serialis cubense, 1726 nucleotides long. It is a transcript of the gene NitFhit, whose product is annotated as nitrilase and fragile histidine triad fusion protein NitFhit. The transcript is spliced from 7 exons. NCBI's taxonomy places the organism in Eukaryota, Metazoa, Arthropoda, Insecta, Orthoptera, Acrididae. Gene Ontology annotation, molecular function: hydrolase activity, acting on carbon-nitrogen (but not peptide) bonds, in linear amides; bis(5'-adenosyl)-triphosphatase activity. Gene Ontology annotation, biological process: nucleobase-containing compound metabolic process. The record is from RefSeq and is a predicted model, not a curated record. Bases 217 to 1599 code for a protein of 460 amino acids.
CUGAGGAAAACAGAUCAGACGACGCGCGAAGUACAUUUGUUAUGACACUUUCUGACAGUCGAAGUCGUAUAACGUAAUUUACCGGUAAAUAUUUGUAUUGAAUCUUAAAUUCUCCGUAUUGUAAACAUAACCUUCUCAGAGGACAUUCGAAGUGACCUUGGAAACAGUGUUGCGGAGAGAUAACCGAUGCUUGCGAGUUAAUAACUUGACAUACUCAUGACGAGAUUAGGAUUGUUCUUGUGUCUCGCAUCGUCAACAACGAAGAGAAGUUUUGCCACACUAAGUACAAUGGAACGGAAAAUAAUAGCUGUCUGUCAGCUUACAGCCACGAAUGACAAAGAUAAAAACUUCGAAACCUGUAAAUCUUUAAUCGAAACUGCAAAAGAAAGUCGUGCACAGAUGGUCUUUCUUCCUGAAGCAUGUGAUUUCAUUGGAGAAAGUAAGGAUGAGACAUUUGCAUUGUCAGAGCCUUUUCCAGGCCCAUUGAUGCAGAAGUAUUGUCAGUUGGCCAAAAACAAUAAUGUGUGGCUCUCUCUGGGAGGUUUGCAUGAGAAGGUGUCACCCACUAAAGUAAGAAAUUCACAUGUUGUGAUAGACAGCUCCGGAAAUGUGGCAGCAAUCUAUAGAAAAACUCAUUUAUUUGAUGUUGAAAUUCCAGACAAGGGAGUGAGGUUAAAAGAAUCAGAUUAUGUUGAAAGAGGGAAAGAGAUAAUAGCUCCAGUUGAGACACCCAUUGGAAGAGUUGGUCUCGCUAUUUGCUAUGAUAUGAGGUUUCCAGAGUUGAGUCUGGUGUUAGCACGACAUGGUGCACAGAUUCUCACCUACCCUUCUGCAUUCACAUUUGAGACUGGAUCUGCUCACUGGGAGACACUCCUACGAGCCCGAGCCAUAGAAAGCCAGUGUUAUGUUGUAGCUGCUGCCCAGACUGGCAGGCAUAACAAGAAGCGGACGUCUUGGGGGCAUGCUAUGGUUGUGGACCCAUGGGGUGUUGUUAUAGCUCAGUGCUAUGAGGGCACUAACAUGGCACUUGCAGAAAUAAACCUGAAGUAUGUGGACAAAGUCAGAACAUCAAUGCCUGUAUGGCAACAUCGAAGACUAGAUUUGUACCCUGAACUUGUGCCACUGAAAAAUGAGGGUGACAUAGCUAAUGAAAAUACUGUUUACCAGUUUGGUCAAACAUCAGUUAGUGCAGAUGCUGUUUUUUACAGAACACCCUACACAAUUGCAUUUACAAACAAGAAGUGUGUUUUGCCUGGUCAUGUUCUUGUAGCACCUAUAAGACCAGCAAAGCGAAUACAAGACCUAACUAAACAUGAAAUAUCAGAUUUAUUCAGUGCUGUGCAAAAAGUGCAGAAAUCUGUGGAAAAUGAGUACAAAGCAAACUCGUCCACAAUUACAGUUCAAGAUGGAGUUGAUUCUGGGCAGCAUGUGUUUCAUGUGCAUGUUCAUGUAAUUCCAAGAAGGCCUGGGGAUUUUAAGGAAAAUGAUGAAAUAUAUCGUGAGCUGGAAAAGCAUGACAAAGAAGAAACUGGAUGGAGAAGUGAAUCCGAAAUGGCAAAUGAAGCCGCAGCUUUGAGGAGACAUUUUUCACGUUCCUAGUUAGUUCGUUUUGACUGUGUAUAUGUCUAGAUGGUCACUGCUGUUUUAAUAACCUGUUGUGUAUAUUAAUGUAUCUUAAAUGAGAGAAAUAGUAAAAUAAUCUUUACUGAUUCUGUAUGUCAUAAAA